Molecule: messenger RNA, 2358 nt
Organism: Nicotiana attenuata
Lineage: Eukaryota; Viridiplantae; Streptophyta; Magnoliopsida; Solanales; Solanaceae
Exons: 4
Coding region: 1-2358 (785 amino acids)
Source: RefSeq, a predicted model, not a curated record
AUGAAAAUAGCUGCUAGAAAUUCGGAAAGAAGCCGGGCGGAUGAAAAACUUAUAAGCGGUCUGAAAACGAAAGCCCUCGAGUGUCAAGUGGACCUGGAAAAGUCUGAGGCCAGUCUAGAAAAAAUCCGGGCACAAUGGGCAAAGAAGGCAGAAGAGCGGGCACAGUUUGUGCAGCAAAUGAAAAGGAACUAUGGCGGGACAAUCACCAGCCUGAGGAGAAAAGUAACUACUCUUGAGAAUAAGGCAGCUAUGCAGGCUAAGGACUUCAAAGCUGAUAGGGAACACUGUUAUGAUUUGAUGGCUCAGAUGGAGGAAGAAAUACAACACUUGCAAAAUCAACACCUUCACGACUCUCAAGUGUUAGAAGCCCGGAAAACUGAGAAGCCACCUAAGAAUCCCGAGCAGGAGGAGAUGAUUAGGAAAGUCAAGAGCUUGGAACAAUCACUUAGGAAUAUGCAGGGGCUAGGCGGUCAAUUGGGUAUGCUGAAUCCGAUCGAGCCUAAGUUGCCAAAUCCCCCUCCGAGAAACCUUGACCACUCGGUGAGUUGUGAAUAUUGUUCAGGAGCUCCGGGGCAUGACACAGAGAAAUGCUGGAAGUUGAAAACAGCUAUUCAAGAGCUCAUCGAUACCAAUCGGAUCGAGGUCCAAGGCCCAGAGGCACCUAAAAUCAAUCAGAAUCCGUUGCCGGCCAAUCAUGAGACCAAUAUGAUCGAGGUGAUACACAAAGGGGGAGAGCCUAAGAAACCCUCACAGAUAGUAAUGAUGAUUCGUUCCAGUGAAGUCAAGCCAAGUGAAAAGUCAACCAGUGGAAAACCAGUGAUCCAGUUGAAAGGGACAGACAAUAAACCAUCUGUGGUAGUCGAGAAGGGGUCGUCGAGUAUUGUUGCAGUGAAACCAGAGAAAGUUAAAGUGGUGGUACCAGGGAUAACAAAUACGCCUGUUGUAGUCGUGGAGGGUGCUCGCAUAGAGCCUGUCAUUAUAAAAUCGGUAACUCAGCUGCCAAUAGUCAACAGCAAGGCUGUUCCUUGGAAUUAUAAACGAGUGGCAGUGACGUAUAAAGGGAAAGAAGUUAGAGAAGAAGUUUGUGAAGCCCAUGGUUUGACUCGUUCGAGGAGAUGCUUUGCCCCCGAAGAGUUAAGAAAAGCAAGGAUCCCCAAGGACAACCCGGUAUUGGUAAAGAAAGCUGUGAAUGAAGAGGAAGCGGAAGAGUUCUUGAGGAAAAUGAAAGUGCAGGACUAUUCUAUUGUAGAGCAGUUGAGGAAAAUGCCUGCUCAGAUCUCAUUGCUCUCAUUGCUAAUCCAUUCAGAUGAGCACCGUCGAGCGCUGAUGAAAAUCUUAAAUGAGGACCAUGUUCCCGACAAGAUGUCAGUAAACCACUUGGAAAAGAUAGCAAACAAGAUAUUUGAGGUAAACAAAGUUACUUUUUCCGAUGAUGAGUUGCCCGUGGAGGGUACUGAGCAUAAUAGGGCCCUUUAUCUUACGGUGAAGUACGAAGAUUCCGUGGUUACCCGGGUACUAAUUGAUAAUGGGUCCAGCGCAAAUAUUUGCCCUCUCUCCACCUUGGAAAAAUUGAAAGUGGACAAUGAAAGAAUUCACAAGAAUAGUAUUUGUGUUCGGGGGUCCUACGGCGGAGGGAAAGAUUCAGUCGGGGACAUAGUGCUGGAGCUGACAAUAGGGCCAGUUGAAUUUACUAUGGAAUUUCAGGUGCUGGAUGUGGCGGUUUCUUACAAUCUUCUGCUAGGACGACCCUGGAUUCAUGCCGCCAAAGAAGUGUCAUCUACCCUGCACCAGAUGGUUAAAUUUGAAUGGGACAAACAGGAAGUUGUGGUGCACGACGAGGAUAAUCUGUGUGCCCUGAGUGAUGCCAUUGUACUUUUCAUCAAAGUUGAAGACGAUAAGGGUCCGUGGGUCUAUCAGGUCUUUGACACAGUAUCAGUUGAGAAGAUCCCAGAGGGGAAAAGCAUUCCGGUUCCUAAAGUAACAGCCGCAUCAGUCAUGGUAGCCUCCAAAAUGUUAAAGAAUGGUUUUGUACCUGGAAAGGGUUUGGGUGCGUCUCUGCAAGCUGCAGACAUAAGGCGAGCCAGAAAGUUGAAACAGAGGGCAUGGGUUCUUCCAAAGCCUGUCCGACGUCUCUCGCGAUCCUUUGUCAGGCCUGGUACCAAGAAGCGCCUAGUAACAACAAUGCCCGGUUCUGUGGUUGGUCCUGAUAAGGAGUUGCUUGAAAAUUUGUUCGACGAUGUGAAUAUGGUAGAAGCCGGAGAGGGUUCGAGCAAGGCGGAUGUGCAAUUUGUGGGGCCCAGUGCAAAGAUCAACAAUUGGGAAGCUACUCCUCUUCCUACUCGGAGAGAGUUUUGGUAG